Messenger RNA from Macrobrachium nipponense, 3786 nucleotides. RefSeq names its product ras-related and estrogen-regulated growth inhibitor-like. The coding region runs from base 794 to 1903 and encodes 369 amino acids. The record is from RefSeq and is a predicted model, not a curated record. Gene Ontology annotation, molecular function: GTPase activity; GTP binding. The transcript is spliced from 7 exons. NCBI's taxonomy places the organism in Eukaryota, Metazoa, Arthropoda, Malacostraca, Decapoda, Palaemonidae.
UUGCUAGUGCCGUGAGCGGAGGGCGAGGACAGACUUCCUGCUGCUACAGGCGAAGAAGAAGAAGGAGCAGCUACGACUAGCCAUUGCCGAUCGGGUGAGGCCGUCGGCGCAGGACACUGGAGACGCAAACAGAUAAACAAACACGGGUGACGCGUUGGAACUUUUAGACAUCGGAAGAACCCCAAGCAGAUGAACGGCACCACUUUGACAACUAUAGCAGCUAGAACGCGAUAAGAAGUUCUAUAGAGCCAGUCAGUCCACCAAGUGGGAAUCACCAUGAUGAGCGGGAAUGCCUAAGUUUCUCAUUGGAAAAAGAAAAGUGCGAGCGUUCGUAACAAGCUGAGAGGAUACGUGUCUAAAUGAUCCUGUGUGGAACUCGAUUUCAUUUGUUCGACGGGCAGACAAAACCAUGAAAUUACUGUGGGUUGAGAAGCAGUUUAUUUGAGCCUUACGCUAGACCUACGGGCUGCUCUAUGAGCAAUAGCCCGUGCUGGCUAUAUAAGGCCAGCUUCAUCUAAAUCAACAACAACUCUACUUAUACAUAUAUGAACCUUGAAGCCACCUCCUAACCGAUUCCUGCCCUCUAGCGGCAGAGGGUAUAAACGGAGUCCCCAGAAACUUGCAGGAAAUGGGAGUGAAACUUCGCGCGCAAGUUGACAUUCGGCUGUUCCGCGUAGCAGAAACCUCAGAGAGUAGCAGGUAAACUGCUAAGCAGGAAAACUGAGCAGGAGGGAAGAGGUGGAAGUGGAUUUUUGUCUCGAUAACACGAGGAUUCGUUCAUCUUUCACCGAAAAUGAGCAGCAAAGCAGGGACUGUUGGUCUGCUCAGACCGUCUUCAGCUAUAUUGAGUCACAAGUCUGAGUCCAGAGCGCACUCGAAGGAGCGCCACAGGAAAACGAGCAUGAUCUGCACCAUUACACCGGCCAGCGACGGCAUCACCGUCUCUUCCAUGAACUCCGGGACGGCCAUCCACACCACAACCGCCAACUCUAGUACAACCUCCUCUACCUCCGCAACAACAGCUUCUUCCAAGACCACCGCCUCGUCCGUGACGAACAACAACAGCAGCAGAGGCAACACGAUCAUAAACCCGCCCCCGCCCACGAUCAUCAAAACCCCCGCCCCAAACAAGAACAACACCAGCUCCCCGCUCCUGCACGGUUCUUCGCCCCACACGCGGCCCUCUUCGGGGUCUUCUGGCUCCAACAGCGGCGGCGGGUCCGGUUCGAACAACCAGAACAGGAGUUCCUCCAUCACCACGACUCACCUCUCGCCUUGGUCGGGCCCUACAACCUACACCUCCAACAGUAAUAACAAGAAGACAAACGCCACGGCUGAUUCCAGGCUCGUCGUGGUUGGCUACCCAGCUGUAGGAAAGUCAGCACUGGUUGUUCGUCUCCUCACGGGGCGUUUCAUCUGGGAGUACGACCCUACCCUAGAGGCUGCCUACCGUCAUCACACGACGAUCGACGAUGACACUGCUGUCCUUGAUAUCUUGGAUACAGCUGGCCAGUGCGAGGGGGUUGUGAACGAGGCACACGCUCGUUGGGGAGACGGCUUCAUCCUUACGUUCAGCCUGACUGACAGGAGGAGCUUCAGUGCAGUGAAGGAAAUACACGACGCCAUAGCUUCAGCCAGACAGAGUCCGAACUUCUCGUGCGUCGUUGUCGCCAACAAGACAGAUCUAAGACACCUGGCAGAAGUCAGCGAAGACGAAGCAUCGGAAGUAGCGGGCGAAAUCGGCGCUUCGCUGUUCCUCACCUCGGCUUGCGACGGAGGACCGUCGAUACAGGCCGCCUUUUCGGAACUACACCGGGACGUUAUCCGAAGGCGCUGGACCCGCCGCCGCCGUUCGUCAGCCAAGACGGUCAUAGAGGGGUUCUACAAGAUGUUCACCCGAUGAUGAUCGGGCUCGUAGCGGCCAGACACCACUGGCUGGCAAUCUUACCGAAAACAAACUUCAGUGUGUGCCUACAAGAAGCCUUCCCAGAUUACACCUCUUAGUGAUCUCAGAACCUUCAAGUGUUUUUUGAGUCUUUGUUUUAUACUUUAUGUUUGUUCCUCAUCAUCAGAGAUUCUCCGCAGAACUUUAUGAUACGAGUAGCGCUAGCAGCGACCGCCGCCUGCCCCAGCAGCCAGGUUGGAUCAUUUUCCCAAGUCUUGUGUGCUGUGCAAGGCUGAAACUUAAUCCAGUAACUGAUUUACUCCCACUUCCUGACUACCUCCGAGUAUGCCGUGUCUUAUAACUGUAAACGUAACUCCAGAUACGCUUUAUUUUUCAUGGUUAAUCUCUGAGACUGUUGAAAUAAUUAUAUAUAUAUAUAUAUAUAUAUAUAUAUAUAUAUAUAUAUAUAUAUAUAUAUCAUACCCACAUCUUCAAUAAGAGAAAAAGUGAUAUCCCACCUUGAUUAUUAUACACCGAUGGAAUUAGUUAUACCUUGUAAAAAAUUAUUUAAACAUGUUAAUAGCAACUUUCCGACCUUACUUUAGUGAUGCAGAAAUCCUAUCAUAACCCUUUGGUCGGAUACUUGCCAAUGAUCUACAGAAAUUGCUAAUAUAACCCCCCCACUGGAAACACUUGGCAACAAUGCCUCACGAAGUGGGCGUGGCCUGUAUCCAGACUUAGAGUGAAAACACAACGCUUGUGUGAUAACGUUCAAACAUUGCCUGGUGAGAAUCCCUUGCAGUAGUAAUGAUGUUUAUUGAGCAUCUGUAUACACUAUGCAGAUAUAUAUACAAUGUGGCAUUGCAUAUGCAAUGGUCACUCAAUGUUUUUACUGGCGAGUGACCCACACACACAUAUAUAUAUAUAUUUAUAUCCUUAACCAUCCGAAACUUUUUAGCAUAUCUGUGUAUAUAUGUGAAACCUCCAUUAUUUUUAUUUUAUUUUUUCAUUGUGCGUCACUUCGCGGUCAAAGCGACACAACUUUUUAUUAUUAUUAUUACUAAUGUUGCAUAUGACGACUUUUUCUUAUUGUUUAGUUUGAUAUUGAAGUUCAGAAAUGGAUAACGGUAUGCCAAGUGUUACCUAGAUCUUGGAAAUUGUAAUGUAUAUGUAUACAUACAGUUUUAGUUCAUAUACAAAUACACAUACUCUAUGUAUAUACAAAAUUCAAUAUGACAAACGCACAAAACAAACACAUGCACACAUACAGUGUCAAGAGCACUUUCAACAAACGUUAUUACAGAGAGCAAAUGUAUAGAAUAUAAAAAAAGCAAUAAACUUAAAAAAUAAUGGUAAAACCUAGUACCAUGAACUGUUCUGCCUUAAACCGUAUACAUGCCAAUGGUGUAUUGUCUCAUUUUUCUUUUUUUUUAAAUCUUGAAUGUAAUAUUUUCUUACCCUCGAAUCAUCCUGGACCAACUGCCGUCAAUAUAUAAAUGAAGAAACACCUGUAAUCAUAUGCAUAAAAUCACAGCUAUAGGCCUACUGAGAGAUAACCACUUCAGGUUAAGCCAGUCUGCUUUUUACACGGGAAGGUCAGCAAACUCUCUCUCUCUCUCUCUCUCUCUCUCUCUCUCUCUCUCUCUCAACUGUGAGCAGGAGCAUGGUUUUGUGCAUAAAAAAACACGCAUUUGCAACACGAAACUCAUCAUUGUGGAAUAUUAUAGAUAUAAUAUCUCGCCGUGUUACUUUUUGUACCUCUCGUAAACUAUAAGUUUCAUUUUUCUCUUUUGUUCCUCACCAACCCCCUCAUGUUCCCGUAAAAUAAACCCAUGUGAUAAUAACUUACGCCUUUGACGUAAAAAUAAAUGUUAUAUCCAAAUAAAAAUUGAAAUAAAAGA